Molecule: messenger RNA, 402 nt
Organism: Eimeria tenella
Lineage: Eukaryota; Apicomplexa; Conoidasida; Eucoccidiorida; Eimeriidae
Exons: 2
Coding region: 1-402 (133 amino acids)
Source: RefSeq, a predicted model, not a curated record
AUGGAAUUGGUUUGCUGCUGUUUCCGGCGGCCCCAGAUCCUCAGCUGCUGCGAGAAGCGCCGCUGCUGCUGCUGCUGCUGCUGCGGCAGCAAACGCCACGAAGAGAACGGACUCGGGCACAGCAGCACCUGCACACACCCCGCACGCAAACAACCAACACUACAAGCGCAGCAGCAGCAGCAGCAGCAGCAGCAGCAGCAGCAGCAACACCAGCAACACCUGGAGCAUCAGCAACAGCAGGUGCAGCAGCAGCAUGUGCACCAUGUCCAGCAGCAGCAGCAGCUGGUGCAGCAGCAGCACCAUGUGGAACACCAGCAGCAGCAGCAGCAGCAGCAACAGCAGCAGCAGCUGACCAUGGGGACUUUGGGGGUAUCGAUCUGGAGAGCGAGAGCAGCACCGUAA